Brassica oleracea var. oleracea is the source of this 522-nucleotide messenger RNA. RefSeq lists its product as uncharacterized. The transcript has a single exon. The coding region runs from base 1 to 522 and encodes 173 amino acids. The record is from RefSeq and is a predicted model, not a curated record. NCBI's taxonomy places the organism in Eukaryota, Viridiplantae, Streptophyta, Magnoliopsida, Brassicales, Brassicaceae. Gene Ontology annotation, molecular function: nucleic acid binding; RNA-DNA hybrid ribonuclease activity.
AUGGUAUUGGAUACUCCACAGGAGCUUCACAACGAGGAACCCCAAGCCAUAUGUUUGGAUAACACAUGUAUGGUGGAUAGAUCAUGGACUUCCAUGGAACAGUUUAACGGUUGCGGAUGGGUUUGGAAGGAUAGUCUGGGACAAACACAACUUAUGGGAACGCAGAAUUUAAGUAGGCGAGAGUCUGCUCUGCAUUCAAAAGUGGAGGUACUGCGAUGGGCAAUGGAGAGUAUGCUUCUACAUUCUUCGUAUGAGAGUUUUGAGACAGAUUGUAAGGAUUUAAUAGCAAUGAUAGAGGAGCCUCAAGCUUGGCCAAGUUUUACAACCGAAUUGGAGGCGAUAAAGACGCUCCAGCUAUGCUUUCCGAAAUUCAAGUUAUCUCACGUCCCAAGAGCACAAAAUGGAAUAUCAGAUUCGUUAGCUAAGAUUGCUAGAUCCUUUCAUAGGAAGCUUUGUUACAUUGGUUGUUCUAUUCCUGUCUGGUUAUCCAGACCAUCUCAAGUUCUUUUAGUAAUAGAAUAA